ACGCACCUUUGCACAGGCUAGGCCUUUGACAAGUGGGUGCUCCCAAAACCGUUACAGGCCUUUUAGAAUUCGUUCGCGACGAUGAAGUCAACCCAAGGCGCGAAGGGAAUGACCAAGCCGAGAAGCUCCGGGCCAGCCCGGACAGUAUCUUCUCGGGGGCAGCCAGCGUGCUCAGGAGGGGUUGUGCAACGGAGGCAACCACCGCAGUCCGACGUCUUUCCAGUCGCAGUGGGAGAGGAUGAUACUCCCCAUUGCGGAGAAGGAGACGAAGUGGAAGUUUAUGAAGACGAAGGAGAGUACGACGAAGAAGGCGAAGGAGAGGAAGAGGCAGGAGAUGAAGAGGAAGAAGAAGAGGAAGACGGAGAGGCAGGAGAAGGAGCAGACGACGAAGAAGGAGUCGAAGAAGAAGAAGAACCAGAGGACGAGGAAGAAGGAGAAGAAGACUCAAUCGAGGAGGAGGGUUGUUGGCUCAGAGAAUUCCUUGAGUCGCGUCCUGUUCGCGAUGACUUCAAGUUUUUCUUCUGGGCCGUGUACGUCACAACCAGUCUUGCCUAUCUUCACGUGAAGGUCAGCGGCAGCGGCAUUUAUUCAGAAAUUGGCGAAAUCUUAUUUGCGACCCACGUAACAGAGAAAUAUCUUUUGGGCGAGUUGUGGGUCGUCAUCAAAAAGAAGGUUGUGAAAUGUCUUCUGAAGGGAGACAAGUUAAUGCCCAUGAAGAUGACAAUCCAGAACAGGAAGCUUUUGGCAUUAAACAAGAUUGGCUGCAAGGUAACUGCAUCCAUCUUUGCCAACAUUUCCAAUGCAUGUUUCAUCAAUCUCAAUGGCCUAAAUGUUUGUCGUCGCAGUUGCGGGUCUAUCUUUUGAACUUGUUGUGGGCACGAUUGAUGUCAGCGUGUGACGCAGCUCUGUUUGUGUGUUCCAUUUUUCCGCUGCGAACAAACUGCCACUCCUAGC
Chara braunii is the source of this 954-nucleotide messenger RNA. NCBI's taxonomy places the organism in Eukaryota, Viridiplantae, Streptophyta, Charophyceae, Charales, Characeae. The record is from the annotation of a GenBank genome assembly.